Aureococcus anophagefferens is the source of this 609-nucleotide messenger RNA. RefSeq lists its product as hypothetical. The transcript has a single exon. Gene Ontology annotation, cellular component: nucleus; MCM complex. The record is from RefSeq and is a predicted model, not a curated record. NCBI's taxonomy places the organism in Eukaryota, Pelagophyceae, Pelagomonadales, Pelagomonadaceae. Gene Ontology annotation, molecular function: ATP binding; single-stranded DNA helicase activity; single-stranded DNA binding. The annotation marks the transcript as partial.
UUCGGGGACGCGGACCUCGCGAUCGUGAAGCAGAUCGCCGGCGACGACGACGUGCUGGGCCUGCUCGUGGGGUCGCUCGCGCCGGCCAUCUACGGCCACGAGCUCGUGAAGCUCGGCCUCUUACUGGGCCUCUUCGGCGGCACGAAGGACGACGACGACGACGACGACCGCGACGCCGCGCGCGCGGCCGCGGCGCGGCCCGGCGCGCGCGACGACGUCGCGCUCGACUUCGCGGACCCGGCGCUCGCGGGCAAGGCGCCGCGGCGGAGCGACCGCGUGAGCGUGCGCGCGAACUCGCACGUGCUCGUCGUGGGCGACCCGGGCCUCGGCAAGUCGCAGAUGCUCCGCGCCGCGGCCGUCGCCGCGCCGCGGUCCGUCUACGUCUGCGGCAACACGACGACGGCGACGGGGCUCACGGUGUCGCUGAACCGCGACGCCGACGGCGCGCCCGCGCUCGAGGCCGGCGCGCUCGUCCUCGCGGACCGCGGCGCGUGCUGCAUCGACGAGUUCGACAAGAUGGACGGCGGCCAGCACGCGGGCCUCCUCGAGGCCAUGGAGCAGCAGCAGAUCUCCAUCGCCAAGGCCGGCGUCGUCGCGUCGCUCUCCGCG